Messenger RNA from Alternaria arbusti, 927 nucleotides. RefSeq lists its product as uncharacterized. The record is from RefSeq and is a predicted model, not a curated record. The transcript has a single exon. The coding region runs from base 1 to 927 and encodes 308 amino acids. Lineage: Eukaryota; Fungi; Ascomycota; Dothideomycetes; Pleosporales; Pleosporaceae.
AUGAACCCGGAGGAUCAGACUCAGCCAAGCGUCGAUGACACGGCGACCAGAGACGAGUCCUCCAUCACGAAGCCUGACGUCUCAACAACCACGGAAGAACCUCUACAGCCCCAGCCUGCUAGUCACAUCUCGUUUGAGUACCUCCAGAGUAUUCUCGUGCAGUUUACGAUCUGGGCACCCGUCAUCUACUUCUUGCUCCAUUUCCGCGCCAACCUCUUCACCAGCGAUGUUCUCACCAACGCUCGGGCUUCUGAAUCUCUACUACUAACUACGAUUAUCACUGUCCGCACCAUCACAACCGAGUACAUGCGAAGAACCAUCGACGCGCAGACGAAGACUCUGAAAGGAAAUGCGGAUACGGUGAGGGGAUUACAAGACGAGAACAAGGCGUUAUCAGAAGAGCUUUCUACUUGUCUCCAGGGCAGAGAAGACGCGUAUGAUUCGCAUAGGCAACGCAUCAACGAAGCCCGUCUUAGACACUACACAUCCCUCCACAAGCACCAAAGCAGCACCAUCAGUUAUCUAGAACAUCUAUCCAGAACCCACACCAAGGUCUCCGAGUCUCCCGCGCUAAAUAUCCCGUUCGAUAAGCUCUACAUGAUGCGAUCAAGAACACAAAUGCGACUGAACAUAGCUGAGAGUAUCGAGAAGAUCCUGUACUCAAAAACAUUACGCGCAUUGAAAGACGAGGGAGCUGAUGGCUUUAUCCGCGAGGCAGAAAAUGAUCUGGAGAAGGCGGCGGUGGUAGAUGGGUAUUUGUUGCAUCUGGAAGAUCUGGCGAAAAAUCCUGCUGCUCCUGCUAGGGUCGAUUCUGGGUUGGAAGUGAGGUUGAAUGGGCAUAGGGAGAGGCUGGAGAGGUAUUGUGAGGGGGAUUGGAGGGUUAGGAAUCAUUUGAGGAAGGUAGAUAGGGAGGAGGAGCAAGAGUAG